This is a messenger RNA of Cyprinodon tularosa, 2298 nucleotides long. Its product is annotated as protein FAM83F-like. The transcript has 6 exons. Bases 47 to 1579 code for a protein of 510 amino acids. The record is from RefSeq and is a predicted model, not a curated record. Lineage: Eukaryota; Metazoa; Chordata; Actinopteri; Cyprinodontiformes; Cyprinodontidae.
UCAUGCUGACGCUCCCGGUCAGGGGUGUGUGUGGUCUACCGCAGCCAUGGCUGAAUCCCAGCUUAUGGUCAUGGAGGACGGGCACAUCGGAGCCAAAGUACCGGAGAACAAACCGGAGUUUUACUACAGCGAGGAGCAGCGUUGUGCCAUAGAGGAACUGCUGAAGAACGGGGACGGGGCUUUUAAGACGCGUCUUAAGGAAGACAAAGCCAAAGACUUUUUGUCUGCGAGGGAAGUCAAAGUUUUGCAAAGCACUUUCAAACAGUAUGACUCUGACAGCAGCAGCAGCAAGACGGCUGCCUCCAGGUCGGAGCAGGGAGCCUCUGGUGGAACCGACGCGGACUCUGGGGUUAAUUCCACUUAUUGGCCGCAGAUGUCGGACACUGAGGUUCCGUCGCUGGACAUCGGCUGGCCCAGCGGGGGGCUGUUCAAAGGGGUGACCCGGGUGGCCGUGCACACACACCCGCCCAAAGACAACGGACCUCACAUCAAGGAGGUGGUUAGAAGACUCAUACAGGAGGCCAGCAAGGUCAUUGCCAUAGUGAUGGACAUGCUUACAGAUAUUCACAUCCUGCAGGACCUGAUGGAUGCAGCUUCCCGUCGGUCUGUGCCUGUUUACAUUGUGUUGGAUGAGCAAGCUGUUGCUCACUUUCUGGACGUGUGUUCUAGACUUCAGAUUGCUGCACAACAACUUCGAUAUAUUCGAGUACGAAUGCUUCAAGGUGUUGGUUUCAGUUUGUCUUUUGGCAAACUCCCUGGUUCGCUUUGUAGUAAAUACAUGCUGGUUGAUGGAGACAAAGUUGCUUUUGGCUCUUUCAGUUUCUCUUGGUCUGCAUCUCGUAUGGACAGAAAUAUGAUCACUGUGAUGACAGGGCAGGUGGUUGACUUCUUCGACAGAGAUUUUCGUGAGUUAUACGCCAUAUCUGACAAAGUGGACCUCUACAAGGAGUUUCAUGUUAGUCCUCCAGCUUCCAAAGUGGCCGCCACGAUUCGCUCCAAAUCGGAGCCCAAACGUCCUCCUUUACCAGCAACCACAUCCCGUUUCCAAGUGAGCCUAGGAGAUUCUCAGAAUCCAGAGCUCCAGGUUCCUGCCCACAAAUACUACAACCCCAAAUACUCUCUGUUGUUCGGAGGUCCUCCACGUCCCGCAAGAUCACUGCAAGACCUUCUACCCAAGGGGGAUAUUGCAGAUAUACCUGAGGAGGAGGGAAGGCCCCGAUUAGCCAGCAGUGUUAAGAUAGACCGAAUGCUCUCAGAGGCCCCAACUGAGAGCGCAGAGGAACCAGCCAAAGUAAAGAAGAAAUGGUUCAGUUUUAAGUCUAAGAAAAAAUCGUCUGCUAAAGAGAUCAUCAGUCCCCUACUAGCAGAAAAUCACCCAAUUGAUGAAAUAGAAAACAGUUUUGAGGGGGCUCCAGUAACUCCAACUAAAGGGAGUAAGAAGCUUUCUAAACUGGACCAGAAAGCAUCAUCUCAGCAAACUGUCAACACUGCACAUGACAGAGAGAGUCUAAAGAGUGGAAAAAGUGGGAAGAGUGUAAAGAGUCGUCGUAAAGGACCGUCAGGAUGUAAAACAUCCUAAACUGAACAUGCUGCUGUUUCUGUCAGUGUACACUUCAGUGUUCAGUAACAGAUUAGAAACUUACUUUAUUAAACUGAACUGACACUCUGCAAUUACCUGCACCAUAAAGCAAGACCAGAUUAACGUACAGUCCUUCAGGUAUUGAUUUACAUAUGGUAGUUUUAUGUCUCAUAUAAUGUGUAACUAGGUGGUUUACGCUGAUCUGCUAGAAUCUCUGUUUUUUUACGUAUACAGUCGAGGAAAGAUUUAUUAAUUAUUCUGUCUAAGAGUGUAUUACCUUAAAAAAAAGAAGAAGAAAACAAGGAUGAUUUCCAUGACUGUAUUGUGUUGCCUCUGAGCCACCUUAAAAGGGAUUUGGGAUUAGAAUGUUGAAUGUUUAAAAAACAAUCAGGGUUUAUUUUUGUGUGUUGCAUCUGUUCAUCCGAAGGAUCAACUACAGAGUAAAUAACUAACAGUUGCUCUUUUUAUAACCUGUUAUAAAAUCAUGGUUAUAUUGUUCUGGAGGAUAUACUUUUUGUCUUUUGAUGAGUUGCAAGCAGUUGUCUUAUGGUUGUAUUUUAAAAUGCUGCAUUUUGAAACCUACUGAGCCAUAGAGAUUCUUCCUAUUAAAAUGCAUACUGUCCAAAGAUAUUUUUGGGCUUGGUCUAAGUUUGCAAUGAAGUUCAUUCAUUACUCAUACUGCUAACAGAGCAUUAAUAGGAACGUUUAUUUUGAAAUAU